This is a messenger RNA of Antrostomus carolinensis (chuck-will's-widow), 615 nucleotides long. RefSeq names its product POC1 centriolar protein homolog A-like. Gene Ontology annotation, molecular function: protein binding. Lineage: Eukaryota; Metazoa; Chordata; Aves; Caprimulgiformes; Caprimulgidae. The record is from RefSeq and is a predicted model, not a curated record. The transcript has 6 exons. Bases 1 to 615 code for a protein of 204 amino acids. Gene Ontology annotation, cellular component: ciliary basal body; centriole. Gene Ontology annotation, biological process: cilium assembly.
AUGUUGAUUGUACUACUAAUAACUUUUGAGAUCACGACUGCUUUGAAGGGAAAGUCUAUGGAGAAGGAAGGAGUGCACAGUGCUGUGGUAAACAGUCUUUCCUUUCACCCCUCUGGAAACUAUCUGGUUACUGCUUCCAAUGACUCAACUCUUAAAAUUCUGGACUUGCUAGAAGGAAGACUUCUGUAUACUCUUCAUGGUCACCAGGGACCAGCCACCUGUGUAGCCUUUUCAAGAGCUGGAGACUUUUUUGCUUCUGGAGGCUCUGAUGAACAGGUGAUGGUGUGGAAGACUAACUUUGAUGCAGGAGAUUAUGGUGAUGUACUGAAAACACAGAAGUCUGGCACUAGUGUGGAUGGGACCCAUCAUACUCUGCAAUCAGAAAUGGAUUGUGGUGUUCAUCUUAAGAAAACAAAAACUCAGGAGUCUGGUAGGAACCACGAGCAGCAAGUGGAGGAGAACAGUCUUGCAAAUACCUUGGAACAUAUUAUGGGACAGCUGGAUGUUCUGACUCAGACGGUUUCUAUCCUAGAGCAGAGGCUGACACUCACUGAAGACAAGCUGAAGGAAUGUCUUGAGAAUCAGCAGAAAAUCAUUCAGAACAAGAUGAGCUGA